Messenger RNA from Aspergillus ibericus CBS 121593, 964 nucleotides. RefSeq lists its product as uncharacterized. The record is from RefSeq and is a predicted model, not a curated record. Lineage: Eukaryota; Fungi; Ascomycota; Eurotiomycetes; Eurotiales; Aspergillaceae. Bases 134 to 730 code for a protein of 198 amino acids. The transcript has a single exon.
CAACUUUUUAAAACCCAACUUUUAAAGACCCAACUGUUUCAGACCCAGCUUUCCCAGACCAACAUUUUCCGACCCAACACAUUACCAAAACACUCAUCCUUUUGUUGUGGUUUUCCCAGGCCUUAUCGCCAAUAUGAUUUAUGAUUUUGACCUCUACAAUCAUCCGGAAUCGUUCACCCAUGUGAAGAACGAAUUAAAGACACUUAACGCACAGAUAAGGAUCGUUGAAGGGCUCGAGCACGCUAAAGCCCGUCUUGCGGCAACACGUUCCCGUUCAUUGGAGUCCAAUACUCUAUCGAAGUGUAAUGUGUUCAUGCAUUAUGUCAAUAAAAGUGCCGCUGGUAGUAAUUUCGACCUGGAGAUCCGUAAGCUGAAUUUGAACGAGUUAGCUUUCUGCUCUAUCAGUUUUGAAGACAGACGCCUCAAAUCCGUGAUUCACCAUUUCAAAGCGGCGAAUAUCCGGACGUAUAUGACAACAACACGCAUCUCAUGCCUCGAUCGGCCAGAAAUCUUCACACGACUAAAGCGCUUAUCCGCUGAAUCUGAGGGGAAACCAUUCCAGGAGAUCUACUCGUCUGUCUAUGCAUUACACAAAGAGUCGUUGCAGAAAGGCUCCAUGCAAUUGGAUGAGCAGAUGGAUGAUGGUACGGAUUGUGAUUGCCCUUACACAGAAGCACUGCUUGCCCUAACUGACUACUCCCUUAGAGACUUUACUAGAUCCCGAACCUGACACAAUGGCUAAACAGCCUGGCGCCUUUGAAUUCCCCACGGCGCGGUGGAAGAAUAUUGAAAAAGUGUUUCCAGUACAAGCUGCAGACGCUAUCCGCCACGCGCCCCAGCGUAUAUUAGAUCCAGAAAUAACAGAUUGUGUGCGAUCAAGAUUCCCUAGGGGCCGGAGUGAUGGCGAUGCAAUCAUCUGGUUGGAUAUCGGGUCUGUUGGAACGCUGCCAUUGCUGCAUAACUC